Messenger RNA from Lolium perenne, 1721 nucleotides. Its product is annotated as fruit bromelain. Gene Ontology annotation, biological process: proteolysis. NCBI's taxonomy places the organism in Eukaryota, Viridiplantae, Streptophyta, Magnoliopsida, Poales, Poaceae. Gene Ontology annotation, molecular function: cysteine-type peptidase activity. The record is from RefSeq and is a predicted model, not a curated record.
CCGUCUGCAACAGUGAUGCUGCAUGCGCGCCGCGACCGUGAUCGAUCAAUCGAGCCGAUCCACCAGCGAAAAGUAUCCGUUCAGACGCAUGCUCCAUUCCAUCUAGCUUGCUCACCAUUCGCGCGCGUAUAAAUUGGAGCGCAGGCCCGUGCUUGCUACGGAUAGCUCGCUCGUAAACCAUUACAAGGAGGGGAGUGCUUAGCCAACUAACUAAUGGCGCCGAUUCCCAGCUCGCGCCGCCUCUUUGGCGCAUGGCUUGUGCUUGUGCUCGUGGCCGCCACCGUCGUCGUCGACGCCGCCGCGGCGCGAGAGGGAGCCAGGUCACGCCGAGGCGCGCUGCUGCCUAGCGCGGCCGUCCGGCACGAGCGGUGGAUGGCCAAGUUCGGGCGCGCCUACACGGACGCCGUCGAGAAGGCGCGCCGGCGGAAGGUGUUCGCGGCCAACGCGCGGCACGUCGACGCUGUGAACAGGGCGGGCAAUCGGACGUACACGCUCGGGCUCAACCAGUUCUCCGACCUCACCGACGACGAGUUCGUGGAGAAGCACCUCGGGUACCUGCAGCACCAGCUUCGUCCUCAGGAGAUCAACAACACGGCGGCGGCAGCGGCGGGCGUGUCCAAAAAGGGUGCGGCGCUGAAGGAUGGCCUUAAAAAAAAGAAGGGUGCGGCGCUGAAGGAUGGCCAGCUGCGGUACAUGCCUGGCAGCGUGGACUGGAGGGCACAGGGCGCGGUCACCGAGAUCAAGAACCAAGGCUCCUGCGGGAGUUGCUGGGCGUUCGCGGCGGUGGCGGCGGCGGAGGGGCUCGUAAAGAUCACCACCGGCGAACUCAUCUCCAUGUCGGAGCAGCAGGUGCUCGACUGCACGGGGGGCAUCAGCAGCUGCAGCGGCGGCGACAUCAACGCCGCGCUCCGCUACGUCGCCGCCAGCGGCGGGCUGCAGCCGGAGGCGGCCUACGCGUACGUCGGCCAGCAGGGCGCGUGCCGCGGCUUUGGCGCCACGCCGAACUCGGCCGCGUCCGUCGGCGCGCCACAGUGGGCGGGCCUGUACGGCGACGAGGGCGUGCUGGAGCAGCUCGUGGCCAGCCAGCCGAUCGCCGUGGCCGUGGAGGCCACGGACCCGGACUUCCGGCACUACAGGAGCGGCGUGUACGCCGGGAGCCCGUCGUGCGGGCAGAGGAUAAACCACGCCGUGACGGUGGUGGGCUACGGGGCGGACGGCGUCGGGCAGGAGUACUGGGUGGUGAAGAACCAGUGGGGGACGAGGUGGGGCGAGGCGGGCUACAUGCGCAUCGCUCGCCGGAGCGGCGCCAGCUGCGGCAUCGCCACCUACGCAUACUACCCGACCAUGGGCAGCUACUAGUACAUCAGUCGAUGCAUCUAUCAUCAUCGGGUAUAAUUUAUCAGCUACAGUACCAUGCGAUUGAAACUGGAUGGAUUCUUAAGAAGGAAUACUGAAGCCAUGACUGGAUCGGUCGUAAGAGCGACCCAUUUUAUUCAUGCCAAUGCAACAUGACGCGACUGUUUAUAUAUGCAAAAAGUACUAGUAACUUUGUUGUAGUCGCUGUAUGCGAGAUUCUGUAGUUCUUGCGUUUUGCCUAUUUCCCCUGUUUUUAGUUCUUUCAGUUUGCUCUUAGAAAAAAGACAUGCUCCUGUGUGAUGUAAUAACUGUUUUUUUUUUGAGAAAGUGAUGUAAUAACUGUUGAACCUGCUUUUGGUCGGGUU